ACAGGUGAUGCGUCAGCUCGUAGUCGUACGGUAUGCUAACGGCGCCCCACGGAAUCGCGGCGUCUGAGCGGUCGAUAGCGGCGUCACGCGGGCGGUACGAGGCCGGCCGGACCCGGUGCGGUGGCCAGCACGGGGCCCAGCCGGCCAGAGACGGUGCGCUGGGCCCGCCGCUGAUCGAGGGCCGUCUCACGGCCGCCGAGUACACAACUCCGUACAGGGGCGUGAGUGCGCCGCCGCUGACUCGUGUGAGCGGCCCGGCCGGCGCGAGGCGGUGUUUCAUGAAAUGCUGCUGGACGCGCUGGGCUGGGCCUGCUGGCUGCUGGGCUGGUCGGUCUGGCUGCUGGGCUGGCCGGCCAGCCUGCUGGGCUGGGGCCUGCUGGCGGUGAUGGCAGCGCGCGCGGCGCUGGGCCCCGAGACGGCCGGCAGUCUGCACGAUCGCCUAAUGGCCUGGGUGUUCAGCCGGUUCUUGGAACAGCAAGAGGCCCACCUGGGACCUCUCAAGGCCGACCUGUUCAGACCGAUGGCGCAGAUGAAGUCGGCCCAGCCAGAGCUGACAGACGGCGCCAUCAACAUUCUGGAGGUGGGCGUCGGCUGCGGCACCAACCUGCCCUACUACCCGGCCGGCUCUCAGCUGACCUGCGUUGACCCCAACCCGCACUUCCGCGCCUACUUCCGUUCGGCGUGCGCGGCUCGCGCGGCGCACCUCUCGCAGGAGGUGCGCUUUGUCGUCGGCUGCGGCGAGCAGAUGGCCGAUGUAGCCGACGCGUCCGUUGACGCCGUGGUGGUGACGCUGGUGCUCUGCAGCGUGCGUGACGUCACCCAGGUGGUGCGGGAAGUGCACCGCGUGCUACGGCCGGGUGGCAAGUUUUUCUACCUGGAGCACAUCGCCCGUGAGGAGGGCUCCGCGGUGCGUCGGCUGCAGAACGUACUGACCAACAGCGGCAUGUGGCCCUGUCUGCUGCAGUGCUGGCUGAACCGCGACCCUCGGCCGGUUAUCGAGAGCGGCCUGUUCCAGUCUGUGGACCAGCAGCUGAGGCCCAUCGUCAAAAAACUAAAGCCCUGGGACAUGACCAACCUAACGAAUCAAUGUCUUGUCGGUGUGGCCACAAAGUGAUUGGGGUGGGUCAUGGUGCAGGUCUCAGACCUCCCUGAACCGGUCUAUCGGGUUGAACUCUGGGAGACGGCUUCGGGUCAUAUACAUAGGGUGGCGGGGCAUUCCAAUGAACCGAAUGUUCUACCUGACUGACGUGUUAAAUGUUGCAAGGCAUGUUUUUGGGUGAGCCAUUUGAACCAGCAAUUUUUUUUUGUAUUUUGCUGGCAUGCUCUUCUUGUCAAACGCUGCUGACGCCUUGUCGGUCACUUGUGCCGCCGGUGAGUUUUAGAUUCACGUGUCAAAGCAUCGACAUUUGAAAUGACAUUCCAUAGCGUAUUUCGCUGCUCCAUUCCAUAGCGUGUGAUGAAUAUUGUACCUACCGAGUAAUUGCAUUUCGUAGCAAGCUGCCGUAUAAUUUGGUUGUGAUAGCCCACACGGCGUGAAAAAUGUCGCUUCAUUCCAUGUGAUGUGAUUUUAUUGGGUACCUGAAUCGAAUAAAAGUUAAAUGAGCUC
Molecule: messenger RNA, 1606 nt
Organism: Amphibalanus amphitrite
Lineage: Eukaryota; Metazoa; Arthropoda; Thecostraca; Balanomorpha; Balanidae
Product: methyltransferase-like protein 7B
Exons: 5
Coding region: 284-1114 (276 amino acids)
Molecular function (GO): S-adenosylmethionine-dependent methyltransferase activity
Source: RefSeq, a predicted model, not a curated record